This is a messenger RNA of Magnolia sinica, 1196 nucleotides long. RefSeq names its product probable LRR receptor-like serine/threonine-protein kinase At3g47570. Gene Ontology annotation, biological process: protein phosphorylation. The record is from RefSeq and is a predicted model, not a curated record. The transcript is spliced from 2 exons. The coding region runs from base 52 to 771 and encodes 239 amino acids. Lineage: Eukaryota; Viridiplantae; Streptophyta; Magnoliopsida; Magnoliales; Magnoliaceae. Gene Ontology annotation, molecular function: ATP binding; protein kinase activity.
UUUGCAGUGAAAGUCCUCAACCUUCAACAGCAAGGAGCUCUGAGGAGCUUCAUGGCCGAAUGUGAAGCUUUGAGAAACAUUAGCCAUCGGAAUCUUAUUAAAAUCUUAACCUGUUGCUCAAGCAUUGAUUAUAAAGGCAACGAGUUCAAGGCUUUAGUUUUUGAGUACAUGAACAAUGGAAGUCUAGACAGGUGGUUACCCAAAGAUGGGUAUGACCAGCAAAGGGGGAAUUUAACCUUUAUUCAAAGGUUAAAUAUAGCGCAUGAUGUGACUUCUGCACUGGAUUAUCUACACCACCAUUGCCAAACACCAAUUGUGCAUCACAAUUUAAAACCGAGCAACAUUCUUCUUGAUGAUGACAUGAUUGCCCAUGUGGGUGACUUCGGGUUAUCAAGGUUCUUAUCGGAGUUUUCUCAAACCAUAUUGCUUGGGGUGAAGGGAUCUAUUGGGUACAUCGCUCCAGAGUAUGGGAUGGGCGGUAAAGCUUCCACACAAGGAGAUGUUUAUAGCUAUGGAAUCCUUCUCUUAGAGAUGAUAAUUGGAAAGGGGCCAACUGAUGACAUGUUUAAAGACAAUCUAUACCUUCAUCAUUUUGCCAAGUUGGCGUUGCCUGGACGAGUAAUGGAGAUUGUAGAUCCAUAUCUCUUUGAAGAAGCGGAAGUUACUCAAGGCAGUGGAAAUCAUAUCAAUGCAAGGAAUAAAAUGCAUGAUUGCUUGAUUUCAAUGGUCAGAAUUGGUGUGUUGUGUUCUUUGGAAUCUCCGAGAGAAUGAAUGGAGAUGAAAAAUGUUGUCAUGGAAAGGCAAGCAAUCAAGGACUUAUAUCUAAGGUCAGAAUUCACAGAGAUAGAAGUUAAAUCACCACUGUGGGGUGAAGGUACGUCUUACCUCACUCAUUACUAAGAUAUUACUGCAAGUUUGUUAAGAAAGAUUUCGAAAUACAAUAAGUUUGUUGAACAAGCUUUAGAUAUAUAUAAUCUUGGCUUAUGAGUGAACUUGUACUGAUGCUUUAUACGUGGGAAGAUUUGUUUCAUUUCCUUUAUUUUGUCCCGUGUUAGGCAAAGGAAGAUUGUAUCAUGAAUGUAAUAGGAUACAGAUAUUAUCUACUUAUAAUAAGAAAACCAUUGGGUUUCUAAGGUGUUUAAUCGCUGAACAUUUUAUAAACCCUUUUCAAAAUGCUAUUAUAAUGUAGCAAAGUC